UGUGCGCAUCAGUGGAGCGAAAAGUAUAAAACUGUCAACGGGACACCAGUCAUUUGAACAUUCUUGAUUUGAGUAACGAACAGAAACAAUGUCUUCCACGAGAACCCCGACACAGAGUAAAGAAGCUCUGCUAAAAUCCUACAGCACAAGACUGAAAGAAGAUAUAAAGUCGAUGCUAGAAAAUUUCGAAGAAAUAUUAAAAUUGGCCAAAAUUGACACCGAGACAAAUCUUUCAAAACUGGUGCAGUGUGAACAAGAGGCAUAUGAGAUGCAAGUGAGAGCAGCCAAUAUGGUCAGAGCUGGAGAAUCCUUAUUGAAAUUGGUCUCUGACAUUAAGCAGUACUUAAUUUUAAAUGACUUUUUAUCAGUCAAUGAAGCGAUAUCACAAAAUAGUAAAUUGUUCCGUGCCAAGCAAAACGAGUGCGAUCAAAAACUGGCCAAUCUAAGAGAUGAUAUGGCGACUGAGUUAUAUGAUCUUGAAGAGGAAUACUUCACAUCUGUGCAUAAAUAAUCAGGUCGAACUCUGUAAUUUUUCUUGUAUAUAGUUUUUUUUAAGAUAGAUGUUUGCUUUUCAAUUGGAUAUCAAUAAUAAUUUAAAGACGGAACCGUGAUAACAUUUUGUCAACUUGCAAUAUUGUUGUAAUUAGAGGAGUGGCGAAGUCAGCCCAGAAAUCAAAUAUUUGAUUCCAUUUUCUGAAACUUUUACUAAAUGUUUCUAUAAAAGCUCUAAUGGUACCUUACAGAACAUAAAAAUGAAAUUUGUAAUAGAGCCUUUUAAAGAUGUAUUAAGCAGAAGUUACAAGGUCAACAAUUUUAUUUUUGAGCGGGUUUCACAAUCUCUCUAAAUUAAAAAAAUUAUUGUAUUGCUAUAUAUAUGUGCUGUUUCUAGAAUUUUGAAUAUAAUAGUGUGGCAGUAUUACUUAUGUACGUCAGGAGUGUAAAUAAUCAAAAAAUUUAUGUUAUACUUAUUAUUUAUUGUAAUGAGCUAUUGGCAUGAUUACAACUCACGAAGAACUAUAAUAUUACAUAGCAGAGUAAUACUAAUUCAUUAUAAAUAAAUAAAUAAUCCAAUGAUUUAAUUAUAAAAUACAAUAAUUAGGAUAAAAAUAAUUUCUAUAAAUCGCUGAUACUAAUUUCGCUGAAACAACAAUGAUUGAUGAAAUCAAUGAUAAAUGAACAUGUAUAUUACAAUGUACAAUUAGUUUUUAUGAACUUUUUUUGCAAAAAGUAAGCAAAAAACUGAAACCUUGAUGUUAUAAACAAAUUAACAAGUAACAAAAUGCUUAUGACACAUAAUUUUAAUUUAUAUAGAUGAAUGUGGUCAUUUUAGUUCAUAAGUGUAAAAAAUUUUUUCACAAUUAUAUGAUUGAUUUAGAUUUUAAGUAAAAUUUGGAAUGAUGCAAAAAAAUCUCAAAAAAUUGAUAAAAAAAUAAAUUUCUUUAUGAAUGUUUUUCAAAAAAAGGCUCUAACUAAUUUCUGAUUCUUUAACCAAAACAAAAAAAUAACAUUUUCUAUUACAAUAUUAGACACUGAUGCUAUGACACAUACUAUAAUUGCUAAAUAUUAAUUACAAAAAUGCAAUGAGACAUCACAAUUACUUAACUAUGUGACAUCAAAAAUGAGGUAUUUUUCGAUUUGAUGACAAAACCAUACAACGACAAUUGCGGAAACCAAUUCAUGACCAAACAGACCAAACGUAAUCAAAGAAGUCUUUCACAAGUUAAUAUGUUUCAGUACGUCACUUACAUUUAUGAUCAGUCCAUGAUCUCGUAAUAAGUUAAAAUAACUUGAAUCGGUCGUCUUAUUGAAUGGCUUGUUUUUUGCGUUGUUCACACAAUUUUCGAUGGCAAAGUCUUUUAUAUUCGUCGAUCAAAAAUCAAAAAUUGAAAGGCAAGAAAGCACUCGUCAACAGACAUUUAUCGUAAAAC
This is a messenger RNA of Trichogramma pretiosum, 1928 nucleotides long. It is a transcript of the gene MED22, whose product is annotated as mediator of RNA polymerase II transcription subunit 22. Gene Ontology annotation, biological process: regulation of transcription by RNA polymerase II. The record is from RefSeq and is a predicted model, not a curated record. Lineage: Eukaryota; Metazoa; Arthropoda; Insecta; Hymenoptera; Trichogrammatidae. Gene Ontology annotation, molecular function: transcription coregulator activity. Gene Ontology annotation, cellular component: mediator complex. Bases 89 to 511 code for a protein of 140 amino acids. The transcript has 2 exons.